AUGAUCUUUCGCCCGGCCUCGAUCUCCGCGACCCUAUACCUAUCAUCUCUCCGCGUCACCACUUCAUCCCCCAACCCUGCUAUAAGAUGUCUAAUCUAUCGCUCAAGCGAGCGACACUUCUCACAGACCUCAGCAGCAUUCUCCCGGCGCGAUAGCCGACAAACCCACUACGACAUCCUCAAGAUCGCACCACACGCAACACAAGCUGAGCUGAAAAAGCAAUUCUACGUGCUUUCAAAGGAGACGCACCCGGACAUCAAUCCGAACAACCCGGACGCGGGCAAACGGUUCGCGCAGAUCAGCGAGUCAUACAGCGUGCUCGCAGACCCGGAGAAGAGAAAACGCUAUGACCGCGACGUGAUGCGCUCGCACCAGGCCCAUCGUCACGGCCAUGGUGGGCACAUGCAUGGCUCCCACUCGAGCCACCAGCAUAGAGGAGGCACCUACGCGGGCUCUCGGCCAGCUAGUGGACUGAGCAAGCGACGGAGCGCAUUCAAAGGGCCACCGCCAUCGUUCUACGCACAUGGGAAACCUACCGCGAACACGAUGAACCAGGCACGCGGAGGUCAGGGAGGAGCUAGACCUCAUCCGCAUAUGGCGGGGACAUUCAAUACCGGUGCGUAUACGGAGGAAGGGAAAUUCGAUCCGGCCUUCGAUCCCCGAAGUACAUAUAAAACGCAGACGCACGAAGACUACAGGCGUGCCAGUAGGCGGGCGGGGGAAUUAGCGGCAGCCCAAGCAGAAAUGGAGAUGGAUGACAAUUUCUGGGGAAGAUUUGUCCUCGUCUCGGUCAUCCUGGUAUUGAGUCUGUCGUUGGGGAGCCUCAUUGUUUCAGUGGCCAACACUCCUCGAGGCGGACUUACCAGAGGAGAUGGCAGUCGACGAGACGCGGCCCGAAAUGAUUGGACCAAAGGCUAA
Rhinocladiella mackenziei CBS 650.93 is the source of this 918-nucleotide messenger RNA. RefSeq lists its product as uncharacterized. The transcript has a single exon. Lineage: Eukaryota; Fungi; Ascomycota; Eurotiomycetes; Chaetothyriales; Herpotrichiellaceae. The coding region runs from base 1 to 918 and encodes 305 amino acids. The record is from RefSeq and is a predicted model, not a curated record.